CUUGGCUCAGAUCUGGGUUGGUAUGACAGAGAAGGCCUCACUCCAUACGAUCUCAUUCGCUUGGAUGCACCAUUCCAAAUCGCAAAAGGAGGUGGGUGUUUUUUAUUAUUAUGAUUAUUAUUAUUAUUAUUAUUAUUAUUAUUGGAAGUUUAAAAAUAAACCAAAAAUAAGAGAUAAGGCAAAAUGCUAUGUGAAUCUCUGGAGGUUCUUGGUUAUAAGUUAAAAGUAUAUUACACAUUGGCAACAUUACAGUGGAAUCUGGAUUGAAUGGUUGGGUUUAAGCCCUUUUGAGCCCAGGUCAUUGUGUUGUGUCUUUGGCCAGAGACUUUACUCUUUCAAUGCCACUCUCCACUCAGGAGUGCAAGUACAUGUAGGUACUGUGGUACUUUUUAACUAUCUGGGCGACUUGAUGAAAUGGUGAGAGUCAGAGUAACCUACAAUAGACUUGCAUCCCAGCCAGGGAAAGUAACAAUGUUUACUCCUAGUUGCUACAUGUCAUGGGAAGCGAAACAGUCCAGUGGCACGGGCAACUUAGCUCAAAAGCUGUCUCAAAACUGUGCCUUUACCUUUUACACUUAACAAUACUGACUGUUACAUUUUGUAGUACAUGUAAGUAGCAACAUACAUCUGGAAUCAUGUGCUGCAUGGCCAUUCCUCUUUUACUUUGGAGAUAGAUAUAGAGUACAAUUUCUCUUAUCCCUUUAACUCCCAGAUCAAGUUUUUAAUUCUCCUUACUGUAAAUCAUACAAUUCUUAUAAUAUUAGUUCAGAGAACUUAGUAUUGAAUCAACUAAUUAUUCCCAGGUUAAUAUUUUUCUUUAUUCAAAUCUCUUGUCUGGUUGAUAUUGCAUUGAUAUUGUAAGGAGAAAUUCUGUCUUGGUCACUCAUGAGAGUGAAAGGGUUAAGUCACUGAACUCACUGUGUGUUUUUACCAACACUAUAUAGUCCAAGCUCAAGCUGUGUCACCUUACGAAACCUCUUUGGAAGAUGAACUUCAGUUACAAGUUGGCGAUAUCAUAAAAGACAUUCACAUGAAUGAUGGAAGUUACUGGACUGGUUAUUUGAAGGGGAGGCGAGGGCAUUUUCCAAAAGAUCAUGUUGAGCUUUUGUCUGAAGGUAAAUAUUAUACCCUGAUUUCAAAAUAUCCUGAUAGGGCUUGAAGGUUAAAAUUAUUCCUGGCCAACUUACAGUAUGAUUACUAUUAAAUUAUUUUUGUUUUUCAACAAGCCUAUCAAUUGGAACUAUUCACCUGGGGAUCCAACACAAACUUCACUCUUGGUCACAGAGAUGAAAGCACAAGACACACACCUGAACUGGUUGAAAAUGUCCAAGGAGAGACAAAAAUUUCUUUCAGAGAGGUACAGACAGUCUGUGGUAUGGUUAUUCAAAACUGGCUCAAACAUUGUUGACAUUUCUGGCAUGAGCAUUUUAAAUAAAUUGUUUUACUGUGCAUUGGUGAAUAAAGAAUUUUUUUGGUUUAUGUAGCCAGUUUCAUCAAAUUUUGUUUACGUAUUCUUUAGGUUGUCAUGUGCAAGUUUCAUUCUGUGUUCUUGAGCAUGGAUGGUAGGGUUUUCACCUGUGGUCAUGGCAGAGGAGGUCGGCUGGGGCAUGGUAAUGAAGAGACACAUCUAGUAAGUUCUGCAUGAUUCAUAAACUUUUAAGUUUGUCAUAGAAUGGAACAGAGGUGGGCAAGCCUAGUGGUUUAUGUUGGUUUACUAGCUGCAUGAUCAAAAAGUCUAUGACAGUCUUGGCUAUGUCUUUGUAUUAUGUUUGUAAACAAGUUGCAUACAGUUUGUAACUCUUGGAUUGCAUUAGUCUCCACUCAGGAGACUAUAAAUGGACUUUGUUGAACUGUCACGGAAACUGGUGAAAUUAUGAGGGGUAAUCUUGCAUUGGAAUUGGGUAAAUCCCAUCUUGGGCAUAGUUGCUGUAUUCCUAGUACCUUGAGGGUACUGCAAUCAGAAUAAACUUCAACAGGAUAAGUUGACUUUUGCAAGCUUUAACUUUGCUUUAACUUUGCAUCUGAAUUCAAUUCCCUUAACUACUUGAUUGUACAGCCCAAUGAAUCUGCAAUUAACCUUGCUUUCAGACUCUUCAUUUAGGAAUAUUGUUUGUUACUGCAUUAUGUUACUUCAUUCCAAAUGAAGGAAGAACAGUUUACAAGGCUUAGCUUAUUUUCAAUUUACAUUAUUUAUUUGUUAAUUUGUAGGUGGUAAAAGAGGUGAAAGCUUUACAGGGAAUCAAUUGUGUGUCAAUUGCUGCUGGCCAGGAUCAUACAGUGGUGGUCACAGAUGAGUAAGUGGGGAAUAAGAUUACCAACAAAAGUUUUAUAAAAUUUUUAUUUGAUAAAAAGCAAUUAACAAACAGUAGUCACUAGACAAUAAUUAGUGAUGGGCACAACACUUUACUCACAGGUAUGUCACUGAAACAUUAUUAAGCUUGAAAAUUGUGGUAAUUGACAGAUUUACCAAGUAAAACUUUUCUUCUCUUGUCAGUGGCUCAGUUUACACGUUUGGUCUAAAUGAUUCUCAUCAGCUUGGACAUGGACAGUCACCUUUGCCAAAACAGUGCCUUUUACCAAAAAUGGUGAUUAUAGUCUUGUGAUUAUUUACUCACUAUUUGUAAACUUUGAAGAUUUAACAUACAUUUGUAUCAUCUAUGAACCCCUUUGACCCCAAAGAGUGACUAAAAUCUAAUUUCUCCUUACAAUAUCACCCCCAAAUCACACAUUAGGAUCACAAGUUAGAAUAAUGGAAAUGAUCACCAAUUGAUUAUCAAAGCUAUUGUUUAUGAAUUGUGUUCAACUGAACAUUGGAUGCUACACCUGAUUCAACCUAAAAACUGAAGGUUUGAAUUGUGUUCAACUGAACAGGUACACCUGAAGGUUUGGAGAGGCAAAGAUGUUGUAGGGGCUGCAGCAGGACGAUAUCACUCAGUUUUCUUUACUAGACAUGAAGUUUACUCCUGUGGCCUUAAUGCUGGCCAGCUGGGUAGGAAUUCUUUACUUUCUAGAUCAAUAAAAUCAUUAUUACACUUUAGCAGGGAAAUUGGAGGAAAAAAUGGGAAAAGUACUGUAACUGUGCAUAAAUGCAAUGAACUGAGGCAUGUUAGGUUUUAAUUUUUGUAUCUUACUAGUUUAAAAGGUGGUGAAAGUUUUCCAGAUUUAAGUCAUAGAGUGAAGUGAAGCAAAACCGACUGAGAGUGCAAUCCUGGAAUAUUUUCAACACUCAAUUGAAAAUUGCUUGAAUGUAACACUGCUAAUAUCUAUAUUACUUGUUUUUGCAGGCCAUCAGAAAGGAGAAAAGUACCAAACUCUCCCUCGUCAGGUAAUAAACUUAAGGUGUUCUUUGUCUUUUAAAUAUGUUGUAUUUUAGUAAUAACUCUUGUUUGUUCAAUGCAUACAAAGCACAGCAAUUUGUAAAAAUGUAUUUAUUUUACUGUGUCCUCUAUAAAUUCCUGCAUCAAUUUUGAUAAAGAACUUGAUAGCUUAUUCAUGAGUUUGUGCAGUGGUUCAAUGUUCAGAAAAUGCCAAACUGAUUGAGGCCAGAGAGUGAGCCAGCUUUCUUCCUCCUACAUAACUAGAUUAAAAUAUUCCAAUUGAGUGCAUUAUGCUUGAGCUCCUUCAUUCCAGAGAUAAAAACAUUUUUAGUUUCUUAUUAUUAUUAUUUUAGGUUAGUGGAUUGGCAGAUAAAGGCGUCACCAUCAAUAAAGUGACCUGUAGUGAUGGAGCCACAGUGUGUGCAACGGACAAGGGAGAUAUCUUCUUGCUAAACCAGUACAUGUGUCGCAAGAUUAUUUCUAGGUAAGAAAUACCUAGUACUGCAACAAAAUUGUAUGACACUUAACUCAAAAAAAGUAGAACGGUGCAAUUUUUUUAUUAUUUUCUUCAUUUUACCUUAAGGUUCACUGACUUGGUUCAUAUAUCUGUGAUUGGAGGGGAGCUUGAUAUGAUAUCUCCUCAAGAAGUCAGUAAGAAGUUUGCCGAUGAACUUGCUGUGACAUUGCUGAACUCUAGAGGGAGGGUAGGUUACAAUCAAAAACUAUUUUUUGGUGUUCAAAGUCAUUAUUUGCAAAGAACUUAGUACAAUUUAGCUCACAAAUUUCUAAUUUCUUAGGAUAUGUGCAUAUCAUUAAUAGUUAUUUUUGAUUGAUUUGAUGAUUUUUUACCAAGGAAAACUCAACAGAUUGCUUUGAAGUUAAAUUGUUAGCAUCAUUUUCUCUGAUACUCUUUUUAGUUCAGCUUUAACGUAAUGCUUGUCUACAGGUGUUCCAGUGGAAGCCUAAGUUUGCAGGCAGUUGCUUGAAAGAAUGUUCUUGGCAUCAUAACCGACAAAUCACAGGUUUGUUUUCAGUUUACCCUCCAUAAUUAAGAGUUUCUUUAAUCUAUAGAAUGAACAUGCUUGUGCAGUUAUUAAUUAGUCAGUGUUUCACACAGAGUUUAAUUUUUUGAUGAUCAUCAAGUAUUAAUUUUUUAUGGAAUGAUUAGUAAAUAACUGUUACAGUAUAAUAAUACCACAUGUGUGAGUAGUGCUUUUGAUGUGAUCAAACUGUAGUUCAGAAGUUAUUAGCAAACACUGUUCACCUUUGGGCAGAAGAAGAGACAAAAUUAUGCAUCAAGAGCUUAUUAAUUAUUUUGAACCUUUUUUCGGAGUAUUGACAGAAUAUACUUUUUUUUUUUUAAUUUGGUUUCUGUGUGAUACAAUGUGUAUACUAAAACAAGUAUUUACCAAAGUGGUGGAAUGAUUUACCUCCCCACUUUGAAGUAAGUAUAUAAUAUCCACCACUAUUCAACCUCACUUUAGUGAAUUAUUGUUAAUUAUAAAUAGCAGAAUUAAUUCAAGUGCCACUUAGCUGAAAGAUGUUCUGUCAGUAGUAGAUUAAACCCUUUUGGGAAGAAGUCUUAAACUUUCCAAUUUAUCAGGACUACAUUUAUACACACAUGUGCCUAUGUUUAUUUGCAUAUUAUGUGCAUUUUUAGGUUAAUAAAUUUUCGAGCAGCAUUGUACAGUAAUUAACAUGUUGGUGGUAUGUGUUAAUCUUCUAGCAUCUCAAGUUGUUCAUCAUAUUUAUUUCUUUUCUUAGUUAGGGAUUUUGCAAUUGGCAAACAGAUUUUUAUUGUGUCUGGUAAGUUAACAGUUGGUCAGAUUUUAUCUUCCUCUCAUUUAAUUCACUGUUUUUCAGUUUUCCCUUUUCACCAUUUGUAUAAUUUUUCUGAAGGAUUCUGACUUAUUAAAAGCCUUAAGUAAAUAACUUGUAGUAAACUGUUACAAUUAUUAUCAUAAAUUUGUAGCAUAAAAUUUUCAGCUUGUUUGUUUUCAAUUACAGAUGAUGGUGAAGCUUUUAUCUGCCAACCUAGUGGAGCCAAACCCAUUCCAUCAAAAACCAACACUCACAAAAUGUACUGCUCUCCUCCAAAUUCCUUCGAAGGCAGUGCUGGAAGUACAUUUGCACAAUCGCCCCCAUUGUCCUCCCCUUCACCAACAUGAUUUUGAAAGAAAAAGAUGAAGCACUUUCACAAUCGUUCCCCAGCACCACUCCCUUGAGUUGUUUAGCCAAAGAAAAAGCAAAGAAAGAUACCUUUGUGGAAUACAACCUUGAGAGGAUUCCAUUGAUUCAUCGUGGACAGCAGAUCUUCACAGACAGCAAGUCUAGGGGGUGUGCUGUGCUUCAAGUUUCUUCAAGGGAGGGGUAGGUAUAGCACAAUAUUGUCCAGGGAGAGAUGGGUUUGAAGUAAGGAUCUUAGAGAUCAAAUUAAUCUGUAUGUCCAGGAUACUGGGAUCUUGCUGGUUCUGUGUCAACUGUUUCACAAACUGAAGGGGAUUUAAAAUAGGUAACAAGCACUGCAUUGUUCUACGCAAUACCUAUUGGGUUUAAAGUCAAGUUGAUCCCAAGGCCUUGGGGAGGCAGUAAAGGAAGGGUUGCUUGACAAGCAAAUCUGCUUGAUUUACAUGACUACAGAAGAACCUUUCCUGCAGAAAUCUUAGCCUGUUUGCCCUGCCAAAAAAUGGCAAUAAUUGUGUGGUCUUAUUUAAUUUAGGAAUGCUCAUUAAGCAAAGGAUAAUCAUUUUUCUGAAACCCUUGCAGGAAUACUUGAAAUCAGAGUGAUAACCAUCUACACAAAGUGCUUUAUUAUAUUUCAAUUACAUUAAAAACCAUUUUAAUUCUAUAUUAUCGUUGACAGAUUGCAGAAACUACCUGAAGUGAGUCCAGAGCAAAUUUCUGAACAGAUGAUUCAACUUCUUGAAGAAGCAACUUGUGAAGAUGAUAUUCAUGAUGUUGAAUUUAUGGUAAAUCUUUUGUCUCUACCUAAAAGUACGAGUAAAUUUUGUAUCACUGAUUAUUCAGUGAAUGAUUUUAAAAGUUGAUCUUUAGGAUUAGGGUCAUUCUGAAAGGACUGUUUGAAAGAAUAUUGAGCCAAGGGCUAAAAGAGGCUAUUUUGUGUUUAUUAUCCUUCAAAUAUUUUUGCAAUGAUUUUUUUUGUUGUUGUUGCAAAAGAGGUUUAUCAACAGCUUACUGUUUGCUGCAUUUGAUGUUUACUUUUUGUUGUUCUCUGGUAUGACUUUAAUUUAUGAACAAACAAAAAUGUCCCUUCUUUUGUAACGAUUAGCUAUCUCAUCUUGAAUUGAAUUUUAAAGGAAUACUUAUCUUAGACAAUGGUAGGUGUAAAAACUUGAGAAUUUCACUUGAGGUACAUGUGGUGAGUUAUUCCCCAGAUUUUAGCCCGGGUUUAUUCAGUCACCUGAUACAUUUAGACCAAUUGCACACAAUCAAAACUAUUUGAUGAACUAUAAGAAAUUAAGUUAGUUCAUUUGCUAUCCAAACAUUAGGUAAAAGAACAAAGAAUCCCAGUGCAUGGCUUUGUUUUAGCAUCACAAAGUGUCAAGUGCCACCAGCUGUUAUGUGAAAACAAAGAAGACCACUCACAAGUAAGCAACAAAAGGACACAAUCCAUAGCACUUCAUGAAAGUGUCACCUAUGGUGAGGUUGUCGGCUGGCUAAAAAGACUCUAUGGUGGAUUUGAUAUUGGUGACGAAGGAAUAUUUCCACUUGAUGUCUCCGUGACAAAAGGCAAAAACGGUUUCAGUGGUAUUUCCAAGACCAUGCUUGGAGAAAAAGUUUCAGGGAAAAUGGCAAAGAAAGAGGCAAAAGGCAAGAGAAGUGAAGUGGAAAAAGAUGGUGGAAAGAGCUUGAUCGACAACAAUUUGUUGUCAGAUUUGACUUUCCUUUCAACUAGAGACUUAGAUGAUUUUUCUGCACCUACUGUUGAUUUGGAUGAUAUGUUAUUCAAUUCUGGUGAACUUUUGGAAGGAAGUGUUCAGGAUUCUGAUGCAGCUGGAGAGACACAAGGGAAGACCUUUCAACCACAGAAAUCAAUCACCACAAGGUAAAUUUGCGUCAUUUUAUACACGUCAUACACACCCCUUGAUUUUUUAGUUCGCUUAAAUUUCAAUUUCACAAUUUGAUAUUUGGUUUCUAUUUAUUUAGGAUAGGAAUCAAGGGCGAUCUUUCCAGAUCUUGCAACAGAUUGCUGAUGUUCUCAAGACUAAAUUGGUAUGAGAAGCAAAUGACCUAGAGUUACAACGUACGUUGUGUGCAAGUUUUGUUUUGAUAGAACCAGUUGCCCUUUAGAUGUGGUACGAAUUAUUGGUGGCAUACUGUAUUUACUUUUGAGACCUGCGUUGUAUUGUACACAUUCAGUAGAUAUCACUCAUCAAGUGAGUUUGGUUGUUUAUAUGAAACAGUUUUGGUUGUUUCGUCUUCUAUCUGUCUCAAUGAUUUUUUUCGUCUCAUUACUAGCCCAGAGCUUUAUGAUGUUACACUUUUGUCGGAAGAAGGAACAGAACUUAGGUGUCACAAGUGUAUACUCGUUGCUCGGCUUGGUACGUACGAGAACCUUACAAUAUUUAACACAUUUUUGUUUUUCUAUCUUCGUUGAACAGUUUGCGUUAACCAUUUGCGUAGGAAGCAAGAGGAUCUUAGUGGGGUUAGCCGUAAAUUGGCCAAAAUUUUGAACGUUAGCUGUAAAAGCCAUCACCCCAUUGAGACCCUUAGGCAAUGUUCAAUAUGAAUAUUCAGGCCUGUGGAUCUUUAUCAAAAAUCCUGGUUGGGUCACUGUUGUGUUCUUUGGCAAAGCAUUGUUUGAAGAUGGAGUGUUCUUUGGAUUAACGACACCAAGCAUACUCUGAACUGCAAAUCCGUUUUCAGUGAACUCUAGAUGAAACGUUUGUCUGUUUGUUUGUUUUUCGUUUUUGCUUCAGAGAGAAGAAUGUAUUUAAGUUCCAUCUGUGUACAGCCUCCUGCAGCUAAUACAUGAGGGAUUGUUCUGUGUAAUAAUAACCACGGUUUGCCAUCCCUUAUUUUGUUUCAGAGUACUUUCGCAGCAUGUUGACAUCGAGCUGGCGGGAGGUAGAUACAACUUGAUAUUUUGCUUUAUUUUGUUUUUGACGUUUUUUUUUGUUUUGGUGGUGGUGGUUUUUUCAGCUUUUUUAGACCUUAAAUUACUUCUUAACCCGUUCACCUGCAGUCCAGUGGACAAUCCAGAACCCUCCGGAUGCCUUUCCCAGCGUUAAUUCUGGAGAUUGUAUUGGAUUUCCUGUACUCAGAGCAGGCGGGAAGAUUAACAGGUAUUGAUACUCUACUCUACAAUAAGAUUUCAUCUGUCACUCAUGGGUUGGCAGCUUUAAGAGGACUCGCUCAGGAAGAAGCAAUCUGGGAGUGGUAAAAAACUAAAUAUACUUUCAGAAAGUACAAUCGUGCAUGCAGAUGAAUUAUUUAGGGCUGCCUCGGGUAAGAGCAUGUGGAACAGUUGUUCACAACGCAUUUUAAUUGGUCCUGGAAAAAUUCGUGCACAUUUUAAGCCAAUCAGAUAACUUGAAACCAAUCAUCACUUGGAUAUUCAUGUUUUCCCGCUCUUUUUAGCUGUCAGCAUCUGGUUUGUUUGAAUUCUCGUUAAACCCUGUUGUAUUUCGCUCUGCUGUAUGAAUACUUUGGUUAUGUUUUUAUAAAACUCAACCAAAAAUAUCACUUUAUAUCUUUUGUGUAGAAAUUAUAGAUCUGGAGUUAUUGGGUAACAUUCUCAUUGUAGCGGAUCAGGUAUGGUAAACCUUAAACUUUUAGGAUCGUUCAGAAAGUUUCAGUCCUUGUCUUGGCAAACCAAGUUGUAAUUUUUUCUUCUUAAAUAAUUGUUUGUUUAGUCGGUAUCAGAACGUGACUGGUUGAAUGCAGUAAUGUUAUAUCGACAUUUCAUUAUUCAGUUGCUGAUUUGGCGUUUAAGAGAGAUGUGUGAGGCUGUCAUAACAAAUCUUGGUGAGAAUUUUGUACUUACUUUCUCGUUUCGAUAAAUCGUUUUAAAAUGCACGUUGCGAGCUUUUUGAAAUACUCAAGAGAAAUUCUAUUGGUAUUAACUAAUAUUGCUAUUUGUGCGCGCUAAUUGGCUUCCUGAAAUUUGAUUGAUCUAGUGCCUUUCACGUCCUUUUUGGUGUAUAGCAGUCGAUUAACUUGGAUUUAUUUCCUCUUUCAGUGACUUUAAGGAACGUUUCUGAAGUGUUGGAAUUUUCAAUUCUCUAUAACGCCAAUCAGCUACGAGAUGUUUGCUCAGAGUACAUUUGCAGUAAUUUGGGAAGUUUGAUGGAAUCCAGGUUGGUAUUUCGCAGAAUUUGCUGUAUCUCGUUCAAGGUGGCUUUUUCGCGUUGUUUUUACGGCUUUUACCGUAGUGGUUAAUUGUAGAGUAGGUCCGGUUUCUGCUUCACUUGAUCUUUUUCGCAGCUCAUCAGAAAGAUGUUUUGCUAUUAUAGUAGAAGUUCGCAGCUACCUUUUACCCUUUACAUCCCAACAUCAGCGUGCUUAUUCUCCUUACUGUUCCCUUUACAUCUCCUAUGAUAACGACAAGGAGAAUUUGUCUAUUUACGGAGAGCUUCAGUUAGAGAUCAUUUUGUUUACUCUUGUGGCCUUAAUUUAUUAUUCAGUAAUGAUCCUGUAUAGAAAAAUUAGAUGCUAGUCACUCCUGGGGAUAAAUAGGUUUAGGAAAACAACUAGUUUUCUAUCCGACCGUCUGACUGAUUGACACUGCAGGGGCAAACAGACAGACAGACAGACUGGCCCAUAGACUUAUAAAAAGGAAGACAGAGAGACUGACGGACGGAAGGAUGGCAAAAAUGUUUGUCGUCAUUCUUGCCCCAACUAACAAUAUACAUCUAGGACAUACUACGAGGUCUAAAUGUAGAUUGUAAUACCAGUUGAUAUUCUGAUCCCCAGAGCUCUGGAUUGUCUCAGUGAUGAAGCACUUGUGGAAAUCACUAAAACUUAUCGCAGUAUGGUAGGACCACUUUUUUGAAUUUGCAUCGAAAUUGUGUAAUUUCGUUAUUUUCUUUAAAUAUCUCGUAAAGCUGAGGAAUCAAAUAGCACAAGGUAUGAACCAUGUUAAAUGAUCGUACGCUCCAAUGAAGCGCUUACAGCUGUGUAGAAGAUCUCUAAUUGGCUGAGGAGAAAGUUCUGUCUUUGAAUUGCCAUUUGCAAACUUGUGGGUAAGGACAAGGAUACGGUAAAAAGGAAAAAAAACACCCACGCACCUGUAGCAUACAGGAGAUUACAGAGCUACCAGUGUUGUUGUUUAGUCUUUCAAUGUGACUGAGUAGACCAAAGCAGCACAAUAUGGAAUAAUUUCAACUUGCCUAUAGAAACUAACCAAACUUCUUAUGUUUCAGGUUCCAAGAAUGGCGUGGCGCAUGAUAACACCUCUAGACCUUCACUGUUCCAUUCUUCUUGAUACGGGCUCUGAGCCAACAUGUAGUCCUGGAAAGCGAAGGAGAAGCAGUGGACGCAAGAAGUCAUCGAAGAGUGAAAGCGAACAAGAUGCGGUUGUUAACUCUGAGACUGCACAAGAAGGAAGCGAAGCUGAGAAUGGUUAGCCUUGGAGUUGGUUUAAUUGUAGUCUUGAAUAAGAUCCAGACAGAAUCAUGAUAUAGCUUUAGCUUCAUUAUGAAUUUGUUCACGUAAAUCAGGAAAUGCUUUGAACCAAGGGGUAACUUGAAGUCCAGUCGUCGGAUUUCGCAAAUGCGAUACCUGCUAUGGGGAAUUUUUUUACGGUUGUCUGUGAGUUAAUCCAGUUGAGUGAGGAGGAAAUGCUAUGGAGUGCAGUUACUCAGCUAAAGACACCUAACCAUGGGAAGGGUGGGGCUCAGGCUGGGGUAACAAACUCACCUUAUCAGGGGUAGGAUGGGACUUAGGCUGGGAUAACAAGUUAGUGUAACAGGCUCUCCCACUCUCUCAGAGAAAAUAUUUUGCGCAGUUUACAGAGUAAAUGUCCAGGAAUUGGAGGAAGUGUUCGAGCAUCAAAAUGGUGGCGAAUGCAAGACUGAUACAGAAGGUAAAAUUGGCGAGGGUGAUGCAUGUUUGAAACAACCGAAAACAGAUGAAGAGGAAACAUCAUUGAAGGGAGAGGUACUAAACUGCCUUUUUUCCGAGAUAUCCCUAGCCCAUGUCUUAAGACGAGAGUAGUUGUGAAACCUUUUAUAUGAAAACGAGUUUUUCUUAUCGCCUAUACACCUGUAAGUGACAGCAACUAUAGCAUAUUGAUCGAUUUUAUGGAAGCGUGAAGAGGAAACCGUUACUGUCGUUACGGAGGAGGAAAUAUGUACUGCUGUACUAGUACAAUACUUUUUUUCCAAUGCACUUCCUUCAAAUAACUCACCGUCUAGUGUUGAUUAUUUUACUAAGCCGGUGGAUGUUGGAAUGUGGUAUCGUAAACUCUCACCGGAUGCUACCAAGACGCCAAAGAAGAAAUGCCGUGACAGAAGGAAACCUGGUGGAAAAUCCGUAGAGGAUUCAAGUGGUAAACUUGCGUCACAGAAGGAGGAUGCUACCACGCAGAAGGUGAGAAUUAAGAGCUUGUGAGUUUACAAGGAACAGAUUGCGAACAUUUGUAUUGUCAAUUUAGUCGGGUAGACACAAGAGCUUAUUUAAUAGUACUGUAUGAUGACAAAAUGGUAAUCUUUAAAAUUUUUAUUACUUCUUCCCGUAGGCUCCAUCACCAGAGAAACCAGCAUGGAGUAAUCAGAGGUACAGUUGGUUCAAAUUUCUGUGUUACCUUGGUUUUUUUUUCGUUACUGACAACACCGUGAGCAGUUAAGUCACGAAUGGAAACUUUUUUUUAUUGAAUUCCAACAUAGGAUGGCAACAUAGGCCACGUGUCAAUUGGAUGUCGACUCCUCAAAAGUUGCAUGAGGUCCGAGUUUUAAGUGUUAAAGCAAUUAGAUAUUAUAUAGAGUUGUCCGGGGUUUUUCACAAUGUUGCACAGAAGUAAUGAAAUAACUGUUUACAUGGCGUUUUUUAUCUCAUUGAACAUAACUAGCACAUCCAGUCCCCCCGCAACCAGCCUCAAGGAUAUCAUGGAACAGGAACAGAAUAAAGAAUCUCCUGAUAUUCGUACUACGAGUGAGGUAGGCACGUCGUGAUUUCCUAAUUAUGCUUUAACAGCUUUACAGAUUUUCCCUCCCUCUCUCUUUUCUUUCAUCGAUCAUUAUCAUUAUUAACCCUCAACCCUAAGAGUGACAGCAGCUAAUAUCUCCCUACAGUAUUACUGCUGAAACAGACAUAAUGUCAUGAGAAUAACAGAAUGAUCGCCAACUGAAGAAACUCUUGACUGUUUAACAAAUUAUCCUUUUUAGUACUAAAGGAAAUUUAUGCAAUUAAUAUUGCACUCUGCAAUUAAUAUUGAAUCUAAAUUGUGAAGCAAAGGGGGUCGUUCUUCGAACGUCAUGACCACGUAAACCAAAGUCUUCAUUUGGUGACACUGAUAAUCAAAAUACCGAAUGAUAACUUUUGUUCUAUCGCACUUUGAAAUACCUGUCGCACUUCGCAAAAGUGUGAUGGUCUGUUUUUACAAAGAGAGACAGCAUUUUUUAUCACAAAGUGCGAUAAGAGGUAUUACAAAGCGCGACAAUUUUAUUUCAAAGUACGACAGGUAUUGCAAAGUUUUUCUUGGGGAAAAUAUUUUAAAUUUGCUAGUAAAGUCAGUUUUUUUACAAUUUUUUUGCUGAUAGGUACUGAUAUCACCUUCAAAAGGAAAAAGGUACGGAGUGUGAUUAACCUAUAACAAUCAAAUGAAAAUAAAUCUUGUUUUUACCUGCGUAAAAUGUGCAGGCUAAGACCUGCUCCUUACAGGUGAGCUGAAAUUGAAGAAAUUUCAGAAAAUAAGCCUGAAAGCAUUCAGGUUCCGACGAGAUUCGAACCCGUGCCUCCGGUAUAAGUGGGGUGCCACUACCGACUAAGCCACGACUUUGUAUUUCGCGGUAAGCGAAGGAUAUCAGACUGAUUUUUAUACUACAGCGGCAGCGUUUAUUUGACUUUUACUCUCGUUACCAGUCCACAGUCCCCAUCCAUUCGGUGGAGUUCUACUGGGCGACAAUCACAGAAGCAGAGGAAGAGGUCAAAGUCUAACUCCAUGGACGAUCAGAAUGACGUAAACAGUAAAAAGGAAGAAAAAGAAGUAGAGAGACCUCCAGCAUGGUAAGGUGCAUCACGCUAGUUCAACAUUUGUUCAACUGACAGGAAUCCGAUUUCACGGCCAAACGCCGUCAUUUCAGUCGCAGUUACACGGUGGGAUCUGGUACGAGAUCACUCUGGUACUAAUUGGGCACUGCUGCCAACUGGGCUUAGAAGCUACACGUUGUAAGUGUGGCAAAUUUGAGAGGGAUCUUCUUUCCCAUAGAGAAAUUUGAAGUACGUCAUCUAUCGAACAAGUUACGAAGAGACAAACUUGAAGAAAGAUGUUCCUCGUCUUCUUACGAGCGUGGGACAAAGAAACUUGAAAAAAGUGUUCCCGCGAGGAAUCGAAUUCCAGAUCUUCGGAUUCCGGGCUCCAGUGGUCACUAGACAAGCUUGUCAGCUUACGGAAUGUUGUCUUGAUAAAACCCGAAAUUCGCCAAAAAGUUUGCAAGGAAAUGCAAUGAAAUGUUUUGAAGGGUUAACAAUGUGUUCUUGUUCAGUCACAAAGAUUUGGGGAUCUUCAGAGCCUGUGAUUGUGUUUCGUACAUCCAGUACACUUCUUAAUUCUUUUCUCGUGUUUGAUUUCAGGGGUGGGGUGAUCAAAGAGUCUUUGCCAAUUCAGUCCAUGAGGGAUCUUAUACAAGAAGAAGAAAAGAAAAUAAGCAUUCCAGACCAAACGUCUUCACCAAAAAUGCCAAUCAUACCGGGAAAGUCUGGAUCUACAAAGAAAAAGCUAAAGUACAGUACAUCACUUCUUAAAAGUCCAGCAUCGCCUUGAAGUAGAAUAAUUUGCAAUGAAAAUUGAUUACCUGAAUAGCAAUUGACGCAGUUGAGAAAUUCUUCACCUAUUUCUGGUCCUAAUUGUUUUCCCUUUCCAUAUUUUAGUUGGCGCCGGCAGCCUGGAUUUUACACGAACGGUUCAGAACUCAAUGGAGAAGCCCCUGUUGAUUUAGCCUCUGGGCGUGAUUCGAGUGUUCCACUGUCUCCACCCAAAAGGUUAGCUCAAGGUUGUUCUAUUCACUCGUCUUGAUGGUAACUGGAAGCAAAAGCGCGAAACUUUCUCCGAAGUCCAUACUUCUCGUCAUCAAAUUCGUUAUUGUUAUUACUGUAAUGAUUUUUCUUAACCUGCACAAGUGGCUUGAAAACUGUAGAUGUCUUCGAUGAUGAAAACUGCGUUGGCCUAAAAUGUCAAAAGCAUAUGAGAGUUCUUAUCGCUGGUGCUUUUCGGAUGCAGCCGUGUCUGUUCUAAUAACUUGUUCUAUUUAACCAUUCAUUUAUCUUCUCUAUUUGUUCCCCAGUGCCUGGCAGUCAGUUCCUAUAGCAUGUUCUCCGCCAUCUUCUUCAAUCGCUUUCUCUACAAUCCUAGAAUGCGAGGAAAAGGAGAACACAACUCUUAACAGGUUUGGCUCUGUUCUUUUUUUAGUUGUCAGGUGUAUUUUGUUUUCAUGGUUUUUGUUUGUUUGUUUUAUUUGUUUAUUCAUUUAUUUGCCUGUCGGUUGGUUGGUUGUUUUAUUUUUGUUUGUUUUUUGUUAAUUAGAGUUUAUGGAAGUAAUUAGCGCUCGAUCAUAAUUUCUUCCUCUCGUUUCCUUUGUAGAUUUAGCGAGAAGCCAUUUCACUUGACACAGGUAAUUGUUUUUUUUUUCAUUUUCUUGGGCAUAAUAAUCUUUCUGCCUCCAAAACAACCAUUUGCCACGCUUUCUUAACAAGUCUCAUUGACAAUUAGUUUGACUCUCCUCAAUCCAAAACUCCCCUCCCUUUUCCAUGGCUUUUUAUUUUUUUAAGGUUUAACUUGAUUUUACCAUUCAUAGCUUGAAGAGAGAGCCAUGGAAGAACUGCUGCAGUAUUACGGUGGCAAGGACAAUGCUUGUGAGUUUGUGACCGUUGAGAGAAUUCCAUCGACUGCAGCUAAGCCUGUUUGGAGAAAGGAGAGAUCGCCAUCUGUUGCAAGCAAUUAAAGCUUGUUACGCAGUCACAGCUAUCAUCAAAUGAGUUUUUGUCGGGCGAGAUGGAUUUCCUCUGCCUUUGCGAGGAAGAGAUUUUUAGAGUUAGGCUGAAUGGCCAAAUCUGAGUUAAAUAUUUUCUCGCUGACUUCUAUGAAGCGAUAAAGAAACUUAUUGAAAGCGUUGAUCGUUUACCUUGUAACAGAGAAAAAUAAAACAUUUUAAAAAUGUUCUUAUGUCGAAGCAUUCCCAAAG
Molecule: messenger RNA, 15679 nt
Organism: Pocillopora meandrina
Lineage: Eukaryota; Metazoa; Cnidaria; Anthozoa; Scleractinia; Pocilloporidae
Source: the annotation of a GenBank genome assembly